CCGAGAGGGGCCAAUAGCCACAACCCCUUCGAAUUCCUGGCCCUUAACCCACCAUUUGCGGUUUUGUACCGGGGUUUGUUGGUGUUUCUGUUGCUUUGUUGCAUUUGACAUUAUGCGCAUUAAAUGCGCUUGAAAUGCUCCACUUCCUCCGGCUGCUGCCACUGCUCCUUCCUUCCACAAACACAAACUGACAUUGACAACGAUAAGAGGUCGAGCAGGUCGAGAUGGGGAAAGCCGGAAGUGUCGGUAAGGCGACAGAAGAGCCAGGAGCGGGAGCCAGAAGAGCCAGGAGCCAGGAGCCAGAAGCAGGAGCCAAAGGAGCCGGGAACCAGAAGACUGGAGCCUGCAGACAGAGGUAGACAGCUGCCAAAGCGCUUUGUAAAUUAUGUCGUCGAGGGGCUUCAGCUCGAGUGGGUUUUAUGGGGAAAGUAACCAAAACCGGAAUGAAAGCACUAACCGUAUGGCAGGACAUAAACAUGUGUGUUCGAAAGUUCCCCGCUUUCCAAAUGGCUUUCCCCCACCCUCCAAGUGGGCCCUGCCUUUAAUUAAAUAUGUACAAAACCUGGUGGUUGCCGCGGUGUAAAGUAAUUCGAAUUUAAUAUUCAUGCUAAUUUUAAUAUGAAAACGCAUUUCGCGGAUUACACUGCGUAUACGUAAUGCUUAGCCUGAUUGCGGGUUUGCACAGCACUUUAGAUGGGGUUUAGAUUUAGAUGGCAUUAGAGCACAGGUGUGCGGCUAUGAAUUUAAAAGCAAGGGGAACAUCCGCCAGUGACAUCAGUCGAGUUCCAAAAGGCCAUAGAAUAUGAGGAAAGUUAGUAUAGUAAUCUUGUUACUGGUCAGUGGGGUGGCUUCCUCAAUGGAACAUCUUCAGUCUCUCAAGGAGUUCCUAGAAGCAGUGCACCAAGAACGAGCCAUUUCCACUCUUCUCCUGCUGCAAAAGGGUAUCCAAAGAAACGACUUACUACAAGAUUUAUACCCCCUAGCCUGGCCUGUUAUUCGUUUGAAUGAAUCUCAAAGAAUUGAGUUGGUGAACCAUUACAACAAGGAAUUUCUGGCUUUGGUCCAUAUGGACUCUCCAGAGGAUGUAGUUUUACUCUCAGCACUGGCCGCCAACUUGAAUCAUAUCAGAGAGGCCCGGAUUGUGAUUUGGCUGGAGCUCCAAUCUUCGGAAGACCUUCUCAAAGACUUUUCGCGGGCGUCAGUGGAGCACAAGUUUCUCAAUCUCUUGGUAAUAGAAAAAUCAUUACAAGUUCAACGACUUUUUCCACACCCCGAGCCUAAGUUCCAAGUGAUCGAGAAACCUUUUGAAGAAAAGGAAAUUUUUCCAGUUCUUUGGAGCAACUUUAUGGGAAAAGUAGCUGUGACAAUGCCCGACAUGGUCCCUCCCAGAAGUUUUAUUUCAACAGAUCCAAAAACGGGUCGCCAAAGAGCCAGAGGCUGUGUCUACCAAGUUUUCAGGAACUUUGCAAGGCGGCAUAAUAUCACUUUGGAGUUGCACAGUCCCCUUAAUCAGACUAUGCUUCAAACGGAAAUCAUUGAAAAGACCAUUGGUGGAGAGAUAGAUCUGCCAAUUACUGGCCAGUUUAUGAAUUUUAGACACCCCAACGGUUCUAGAAUGGAGUCCAUUUUGGGGAUGACAGCCAUGUCAAUCGCAGUGCCUUGUGGAGAAGAGUUAUCAAUGGUUGAUCGGUUCCAAGUCGUCUGCGGUAAUGCAUCGAUCAUCAUCAGUCUUACAUCUUAUAUCCUGUUGAACAUUGUGGAUGUUGUGCUGCAGACCCUUAAUGAGAGAAUCCAUCAAAAUCCAACUCGUUUUGAAUUACUGAAUGUGUUUCUCAACCUUCGAGUGUUUCGUUGUGUCCUGUCCAUGUCAAUUCCAAUGGGAAAUCGCCUGAGGUCCUUCAUGGGCCAGCUCACAAUGGUGAUGAGCUUCACGGGUCUGAUCCUGGCCAGCAUCGCAGCCGCCCAGAUCAGCACUGUGCUGACCAUGAGUCCUCAGUACCGACACAUCACAAACUUUCAGGAACUGCGCGAUAGCAACAUUACCGUGGUUUUCACCAACCUCAACUACCAGACGGUUAAAAUGGCAAUGCAGCCCGGGUUUGUGUCACAUUUUAUGCCGAAUAUCUGGAUAGUGUCUGGUACGGAGCAAAUUAAGAUGCUCAGUGAUUUAAAUACAAGCUAUGCCUAUCAGACAUACUCGUACAAAAACGAUGUUUUCUCGGCGCUUCAGAGGCACUCUAAACGAAAAGCUUUGUGUAGGUCCCCUGAAUUGGACCUGGUUAGCGGACUGGCCUACUCGGCGGUCCUGCAGCAGAACUCCAUUUACGCACUGGCUUUACGGGAUUACAUGUAUAAGAUUUGGAGUUCCGGGCUUAUAUCUUACUGGCUCGACGAAGCGAUUGCGGAACAUAGGUCCAUAAUGCAAGGCAAGCUACUGACAGUGAACGACUAUGAUGCCCUCAGCCUCCGGGAUUAUAAAGGAGGUUGGCAAGUUCUUCUAGUAGGUUGCACUCUUUCGUUUUGUGUUUUUAUCGGGGAGAUACUUGUGCAUAAGGUACGAGGACGGUUAUAUAAAAAGAAGUAGUCAUUUAAAAAUGUUUUAAACAUAUUAUAUGAAAACCACCCACC
Drosophila biarmipes is the source of this 2628-nucleotide messenger RNA. RefSeq lists its product as uncharacterized. Bases 803 to 2584 code for a protein of 593 amino acids. NCBI's taxonomy places the organism in Eukaryota, Metazoa, Arthropoda, Insecta, Diptera, Drosophilidae. The transcript has a single exon. The record is from RefSeq and is a predicted model, not a curated record.